UGGGUAACCGGUGAUCUCGUGUGUGUCCGUGUGUAUUCACAUAUAUAUGUGUGUGUGUGUGUGUGGCAUUGCACUUUCCGCUGGGAUUAUUUACUGUAUUACACGAUAAGUUUAUUAGACUGAUCAGUAAAAUGGACGUAACGGAAACACGCUGUGAUCUGACUUACUGCAGGAUGAGAGGGAUCGUGUCCGUGCUGACCGCCUUCAUCAAAGAAAGGAAAAUGGGCUUAAACGACUUCAUUCAGAAGAUGGUCUCCAACCCUCACAUCUGCCAACACUCUCAGGUAGACCAUUUCCUGAAGAUUGACGAGAACCAGAACGAGGAAAUGGGAAGAGACAGCCCCGCGAGGAGCUCUCUAGCCGAGGAGAUUCAAAUCAAACCCUGCGACUUCGAAUACCUGAAGAUCAUCGGCAAGGGGAGUUUUGGAAAAGUUCUGUUGGCCAGACACAAAGAAACGGAGCAGUACUAUGCCGUGAAGGUGCUCCAGAAGAAGAUCAUUAUGAAGAAGAAAGAGCAAAAGCACAUCAUGGCUGAGCGCAGCGUUCUUCUGAAGAACCUCAAACACCCGUUCCUGGUAGGGCUUCAUUACUCCUUCCAGACCACCGAUAAGCUCUACUUUGUGCUGGACUACGUCAACGGUGGCGAGUUGUUCUACCACCUUCAGCGAGAGAGGAUUUUCCUGGAACCCAGAGCUCGCUUCUAUGCUGCUGAAAUCGCCAGUGCUCUUGGCUACCUCCAUUCCCUGCACAUUGUUUACAGAGAUCUCAAGCCGGAGAACAUCCUCCUGGACUCUCAGGGCCACAUCGUACUCACUGAUUUUGGCUUGUGUAAAGAGGGACUGGAACCCGACGGCACCACCAAUACGUUCUGUGGCACCCCAGAGUAUUUGGCCCCGGAGGUCCUGCAGAAGCAAGCGUAUGACCGCACGGUGGAUUGGUGGUGCCUCGGCUCCGUCCUUUAUGAGAUGCUCUACGGAUUGCCUCCUUUCUACAGUCGCAACACAGCCGAGAUGUACAACAACAUCCUGCACAUGUCUCUGGUGCUGAAGCCGAACGUGUCCAACGCUGGGCGCGAGCUGCUCGAAGGGCUUCUACAGAAGGACCGCACCAAGAGGCUGGGAGUGAAGGAUGACUUUCUGGAACUCAAGAACCACACCUUCUUCUCCCCCAUCAACUGGGAUGACCUAAUGGCAAGAAAGAUCACACCUCCAUUUAUUCCCAAAGUGACGGGUGCUACUGACCUCAGGUACUUUGACCCUGAGUUUACACACUUGCCUGUCUCCAGCUCCGUGUGCAACUCCGACAACCUGCAAGUCACGAGCAGCGUCCGCGAGGCGGCCGAGGCUUUCCCGGGCUUCUCGUAUGGCCCUCCAGCCGACUUCGCCUUCCAGUAGUCUCUUCCAGUCCUCUGUAAUCCCCACAUUCCAGACAAGAACCUGCAACAGGAUACCUGCUCAGUGAACAGGAGGGACCAUAACGGAGUUAUGACGAAGGACCACCUCGCUGUGGACGUCUGAGGUCGUCCGUGUAAUGUUUAUGGACCUCAACAGAGGUAAAAAUAAAACAACCAAAAACAAAAAAAAACAACGGACUACACCCAUGAAGCAAAAAGUGUGCCAAGUGUCUGGCUGAAGAAGUUCCUUAUUGUGGGGAGGUUAAGAAGUGCCUGGAGGUUUUAAAGCGUUAAUGACUAUAAUGGCCAGGCUUUGAAUAAAGCUCAUGGGACUGAAGUCGAUGCCUUUCAGAUAUGCAUGCGAUCAAACUUUGCAGACGGAAACGGUACUGAAAUGCAAUAUUGCACACGAGGAGAAAAAAGUAUGACGUAAACUGUUCAACAACAGCUUAUAGCUAGAGGUUUCUGCGUAAACGUGGCGUCCUUUUUAAAUGACACGUGUUUAUGCACGUUACACAAACACCUACAAAUGAAAAUGUCCAAAUUCUUCUCAAGAUAACUUGAGUGUUGGUUUGUUGUUUUCUCUUCAAAGAGCUGAUUUCAUUUAGUUAUAAAAUCACGUAGCUGCUAUUCAGUAGAUAUUAUGAGAACUUCCUUCAUGUUUGUCUGCUAAGCACUUUUAUACUGUGAUGCGUGCUCAUGUAAUUUGCUUGUUAAUCGAAAAUAUCAUUCAACCAGAAAACCUGCUUUAUUUCAAUACCAGUAGAGAGAAAAAAACCUGUAACAUCACCAGGCUUAAUCGGAUGGAUGUGUCAUAUACAUCUGUUCCAGGUCAAGCACAGAAAGAACCACAAAUCUUUUGAUGGAUGCACAAAUGCUACCUGUUUGGACAUUAACUCCUCCCAUCUCUGUUGUGUAAAACGUUGCUUCCGUGCAACUACAGUAUAUGUAAUUUUACAUUAAACAACAGAUGAUUAGAGAUAAAAGUAGCUACUUCUAGACUAUGUCUCAGAUCACAGAGAUAUGACAGUAAAGUUCGACAGGCCUUUCAUGGGUUAAUGGAUGAUAAGGUGCAUUUGUUUGUAUUGCUGGACCAAUCUUAACCUUCUGUAGAAACGUAACAAGUUAUUUUCUUCCAUAUUUGGAAGUUUAUCAGUUUAUUUUAUACAAUUUCAUGUAUAUUUAUUUUACAUGACAUUCUGUACUAUAUUGCUGAUUUUCAAUUUAUUAGAAUUAUUAAAUAUUUUACUGUGAUGUUUAUUA
Messenger RNA from Tachysurus vachellii, 2656 nucleotides. Its product is annotated as STKc_SGK domain-containing protein. Lineage: Eukaryota; Metazoa; Chordata; Actinopteri; Siluriformes; Bagridae. The record is from RefSeq and is a predicted model, not a curated record. Gene Ontology annotation, biological process: protein phosphorylation. The transcript is spliced from 12 exons. Gene Ontology annotation, molecular function: protein serine/threonine kinase activity; phosphatidylinositol binding; ATP binding. Bases 132 to 1394 code for a protein of 420 amino acids.